AUGAGCGACCUAACACCCCUCAAGCUCCCGGAGGACCUCCCGUACCCCAUUACUAUCACACGCGUCUCAGUCGAGAAAGGUACAAACGUCCGCCGCGGCGACAGGAUGCUCGAGUACUCCUUUAUGUCAGCGACUCGGCGCAAAGAGCUCGACAAGUUGGCCAAGGAGGGUAAAGAACCGCCGUCCCAGCUGCGCGGGAACGACAUGAUCGGCAGUUGGGAGAGCCCCAUCGAUGGGGAGGUCAAGCGCAAGCCAGUUGUGAGGAUAGAGCAGCCUUGCACCCAUCCUGUGCAGUUCAACGGCAUGUGUGGCAUUUGUGGUGCCAACAUCACCAACGACGACUACCUCUCAAGGCCUUCUAACGAGGCAGGGCCCUCACGCUAUCCUAGCGGUUUUGAGAUGGCACACGACUCGUCAGGUGUCACUGUGUCGGCGAGCGAAGCGAAGCGGCUGGAGACGCAGACGCGUGACGGCCUUCUCAAGGCGAGGAAGCUCUCACUCAUCGUUGAUCUCGACCAGACGAUCAUCCACACAACUGUUGACCCUACUGUGGGGGAGUGGCUGGACGAGUGCGCCGAGGACGCCAAGGCUCAGGCUAAGGCUAAGGCAAGGGACGGCGACGAUGAUACGAAGGGCCCGGACGGCACGCCUAAGGACGGCGAAGAAGCUGAGGUGGUUAUGAAGGACGACAGUGGCCGGCCCGCGGAGGCCUCCACAACACCACCUGGAUCACCCAAACCCAAGCGGGAACCCAACCCCAACGCCGAGGCCUUGAAGGACGUCGCCCGGUUCCAGCUCGCUGAGGACCUCCCCCCAGGCAAGAUUCCGGGCAGGGGCCAACCGCCCUCGCGAUGGUACUACACCAAACCUCGACCCGGGUUACCGGAGUUCCUCGCCGACCUUUCCAAGCUGUACGAGAUGCAUGUCUACACGAUGGGCACACGGACCUACGCCGACGCCAUUUGUCGCAUCAUCGACCCGGACGGCAAGAUAUUUGGCGGGCGAAUUCUCAGCCGCGACGAGAGUGGGAGCAUGAGCUCGAAGAGCUUGAUGCGUUUGUUUCCAACAGACCAGAGCAUGGUCGUCAUCAUCGACGACCGCGCCGACGUCUGGGCUGACAGCCCGAACCUUAUCAAGGUCGUGCCCUACGACUUCUUCGUCGGCAUCGGCGACAUCAACAGUUCCUUCUUACCCCCGGCUCAGCCCACCAUUACCAUGCCUCCCGGGAGGACUCAGCCACCGGUUUCCGAUCGCUCGUCUUCAGCUGCCUCGACACCACCACUUGCCACCCCGAGUGACAUUCCUAGCACAGAGGAUGGCUUAAUGCUCCAGUCUAAGAUUCUUGACCAAAUGACCGAGGCGCGUCCACUCGCCAAGCUCGAGCGUGAGAGCGAGGAGAAUGAUGACGAGUGUAUCGAAGGUCACGAGGGAGAGGGCGAAGCUUCGAACGACAAGGAGCCACUGAAGCCCGAGGAGAAGUCGGAGGAUGGCGAGCAGUCCAACGAGGACAGAGAGAAGCAUGCUCCGCACGUCCUGCAUCUCCGGCACCCGCACCACCGCAAAGCGGUUCUCAAAGAUGACGACGUGGAGCUCGAUCGGGUCGGUGGCAUCCUCCGGGUCAUCCACUCACAGUACUACGAGGCGUACAGCCGGCGCGACCGGACGUCUGAUACUUUGCCAAUGCUGUGCGACACGACGCUCAUCAUCCAGGAGCUCAAGGAUGAAGUCCUCCGUGGAUGCGUGAUCGGGUUCACGGGCGUGAUCCCAAUCCACACACCGCCCGAAGACUACGAGACUUGGAAGGUCGCAGAGGCCUUCGGCGCGCAGUGCGUGAGGGAUCUGGACCCAUCCAUGACUCAUCUCGUGACGGCGAACCUCCAGACCAAGAAGAUGCACGACGCUGGACGGAUACCGGGGCUAAAGAUCGUGUGGCUCGCGUGGCUUCAGUCCUGCGUCGCCCUGUGGAAGCACGAGCCAGAGGGGCCGUUCCUUGCUUCACAUCCAGCAUGGGAAAAGGCUCGCGAGGAGGGGGAACGAGAGCCGUCUCUGCCCAUGGAGGAGGAGAAGGAGGAAGAAAACUCGGACUCGGAUGAGGAGUUCAGACGAAAAGCGAUGGCGUGGGAUGCAGCUGCGGACGCCGAGUUCGAGGAGUUCCUGAACGCGAGCGACGACGGUGACGGUUCGCAAACGGCUGGCGAGGAUGACCGCCAGGACCUGGACGGCUCCAAGUCUCCCGUCUCUGUUAUCGACAACGGCGAAUGGCACUCGUGGUCGCGCGCGUCAACCCCCGGUCCGUCCAUAUUGUCCAGAGCCCCAUCCCCGGGCCGUGACACGUCGCCGGGGCGCGAGACGCCCAAGACGGUCGCGUGGGCUGACGACGAGAAUCAGCCAUUAGAGCGGAUAAGAGAGCCACAGCCUGGCGAGAUCGUGUCCUAUCCGCCGCGCAAGAAGCGCAAGAUCCUCAUGCUCACGGCGCCGAGCGACGACGACGACGUACCCGAGGCAAACAAACUCGAAUUUGGCGGCAAGAUGGACUGGUCCAACGGCGAGUCCUCCAAUGCGGAAGGGGUGUCACGCACCGCGUCGGAGGCUGCUGCCGAUUCCGAUGAUGAAGAUAGUUCUGCCGCCCUAGCGCGCCUCGCGAUUGCGUGA
This is a messenger RNA of Cutaneotrichosporon cavernicola, 2652 nucleotides long. RefSeq lists its product as uncharacterized. The record is from RefSeq and is a predicted model, not a curated record. Bases 1 to 2652 code for a protein of 883 amino acids. Lineage: Eukaryota; Fungi; Basidiomycota; Tremellomycetes; Trichosporonales; Trichosporonaceae. Gene Ontology annotation, molecular function: RNA polymerase II CTD heptapeptide repeat phosphatase activity. Gene Ontology annotation, cellular component: nucleus. The transcript is spliced from 9 exons.